CCAGAGUGUUUUAUUUCUGUUAUACGAACAGAAUAUGCUGUUCGCCAACCCACCCUUGUCUGCUUUUGUUAUCUUUUCUUCAUCAACGCAACAUUUUAAACGCGCUUCUUCAUUCACCGACAAUAACAAAAUCACUUUUCUGUUUCUGCUUCUGUUCUGCCUUUUUCAUUUUCAUUCAUUCAUUUAUUCAUUCCCCUUUGACCAACCAAAAAAAAAACUAGAUUGGUUGGUGACAACAAAAAAUGUUAGAAAAGUAUUUGGGAGCUCAAAGGGCGAGAAAAUUCCAGAGAUUUCUUAACCAUUGUAAGGUUACAAUCCUCUGUCUCUUCCUAACCAUUGUUGUCCUACGUGGUACCAUCGGCGCCGGGAAAUUCGGCACGCCGGAGCAAGAUUUCGUCGACAUUCGCAACCGCUUCUCCUCUCGCAAGCUAUCUGAACCUCACCGCAUUCUUGGCGAGAUUCAUUCAACAACUUCAUCUUCUUCUCGUUCGGACAGUUCUACAACUUCAACAACGAAUUACAAUGAUUUUGACAUCAACACAAUCUUGGUCGAUGAAGAAGAAGAAGAAGAACAAGGCGAUGAAUUUGAGAAACGUAGCUCCAAUGAGCCGUAUAGUUUAGGACCAAAAAUUUCGAAUUGGGAUGAGCAAAGGUCAAAAUGGAUUCGUGAAAACCCUAAUUUUUCGAAUUUCAUUCGACCAGGGAAACCUCGUGUGCUUUUGGUAACUGGGUCAUCACCAAAACCAUGUGAGAAUCCAGUGGGUGAUCAUUACUUGUUGAAGUCUAUUAAGAACAAGAUUGAUUAUUGUCGAUUACAUGGAAUUGAAGUGUUUUACAAUAUGGCUCUUUUUGAUGCUGAAAUGGCUGGUUUUUGGGCGAAGUUGCCAUUGAUUAGGAAGCUUCUUUUGGCACACCCAGAAGUGGAGUUUUUGUGGUGGAUGGAUAGUGAUGCUAUGUUUACGGAUAUGGCUUUUGAAGUGCCGUGGGAGAGGUAUAAAGACUCAAAUUUGGUGAUGCAUGGUUGGAACGAGAUGGUGUAUGAUGAAAAGAAUUGGAUUGGGUUGAAUACUGGGAGUUUUUUGUUGAGGAACUGUCAGUGGUCAUUGGAUAUUCUUGAUGCUUGGGCACCAAUGGGACCGAAGGGGAAAGUUAGGGAUGAAGCGGGGAAAAUACUUACGCGCGAACUCAAAGGUAGGCCAGUUUUUGAAGCGGAUGAUCAAUCUGCUAUGGUUUAUUUGUUGGCUAAGGAGAAGGAAAAGUGGGGUGAUAAGGUUUAUCUUGAGAAUGGUUAUUACUUGCAUGGUUAUUGGGGGAUUUUGGUUGAUAGAUAUGAGGAGAUGAUUGAGAAUUAUCAUCCUGGUUUUGGUGAUCAUAGGUGGCCAUUGGUGACUCAUUUUGUGGGGUGUAAGCCUUGUGGGAAGUUCGGUGAUUAUCCUGUGGAGAGAUGCUUGAAGCAGAUGGAUAGAGCUUUCAAUUUUGGUGAUAAUCAGAUAUUGCAGAUUUAUGGAUUCACUCACAAGUCAUUGGUUAGUAGGAGAGUUAGGAGAAUAAGGAAUGAGACUAGUAAUCCUCUUGAAGUUAAAGAUGAACUUGGCUUGCUCCAUCCGACUUUUAAAGCUGUUGAGGUAUCAUCUUCUAGCUGAGACGUGUUUGAUUGAUUGGAUUGUGUUGCAUAUUUAGUUGUAGAAAUAGAAAUUUUGUCUCCUUAUCAUCUUCUUUUUUUUUUGUUAUAGAAAGUACAGUGUGAGAAACAGAAAAGUAGGUUAUGUAUUUUUUUUUUGGUUUGAUAUUCUAUGUAACCUCUCUCAGUUUUAAAGCUUGUAGAAUUGUAUUUUAACACAAAUUUUUAUGAAGUAACAGAGAAGUUUCACAGUA
Molecule: messenger RNA, 1875 nt
Organism: Medicago truncatula (barrel medic)
Lineage: Eukaryota; Viridiplantae; Streptophyta; Magnoliopsida; Fabales; Fabaceae
Product: xyloglucan 6-xylosyltransferase 2
Exons: 1
Coding region: 243-1643 (466 amino acids)
Biological process (GO): xyloglucan biosynthetic process
Cellular component (GO): membrane; endosome; trans-Golgi network
Molecular function (GO): hexosyltransferase activity; xyloglucan 6-xylosyltransferase activity; UDP-xylosyltransferase activity
Source: RefSeq, a predicted model, not a curated record